GAUAAAAUGAUAUUUUAAAAAUUCUAUACAAAAAAAAUAUAAUAAUAUUAUUUUUGUAUCAAAAUUUAAUAUCAAUUUUAUAUAAUUAGUGGUCAAAGUCUAUUAAUUUUAACUACAAAGCAUUAAAAUUUGACUCGUUUCUCUCUCUAGAUGGCGAGGAAACGAGGGCGACCGAGGAAGAAGGCGAUGGAGAUGCAAUCAACGCCGAAAUCAAUGACUACAAUCAUAACCGAACAAUCUGCUGAUGAUGCAAGGUCGAAGCUACAGAAAAUGAACUCGAUCCCUAAUACUCCAAUUGAGGUAUUUCCUAGAACCCUAGAUAAUACUGAAAUUCUGGAAGGAGAAGGUUCGAAUAAGACAUUGGAGCCAAAGGGGAAAAAGCCCUCAUAUGCUGAAGUGGUUGAGGGCAAAGAUAAAAUAGAAUAUGAACUUACCUUUAUCCAAUCAGAGGAAAUUAAUGGACAAUGUGUUGCUAAGAUUCUGGAAGAAGAUCUGAUAGAGGAUUUAGGUAUUUGGGAUCAGGCCAUAGUGUUAUGUGUCCUGGGAGCCAAUCCUCCUUUGGAAGUAAUAGAUGGUUAUGUGCAUCGUAUAUGGAAAGGAUUAAGCAUAGAGGAAGUGUGCUUUAUGAAGGAAGGACAAUAUCUUAUCUCCUUCAAACAAGCUGCAGAUAGGGACGAGGUUUUAAAGAGGAAAUACUAUUACUUUGAUAAGAAGCCACUGUUAGUGAAAGCAUGGAGUCCAGGAUGCCAGAUAGAUGUAAUAGAACUGAAGGAUGUACCAAUAUAUGUGACUUUCCCAGGACUUAACAUGAAAUAUUGGAGCCUUACAGGAUUGAGCAAACUUAGGAGUAUGAUUGGCAAACCUGUGAGAAGAGAUAAGGCAAUAGCCACAAGAAUUAAAUGGGGGUCUGCUAGGAUCCAAGUGGAGGUGCAGGUGCAACAAAACUUCCUUAAUGAAGAGGGCAGAAUCAUAUUCCAGUCUGUGGAAUAUGAAUGGAGACCAACCAUAUGUGAAAGAUGCAAUAGAACGGGUCAUACUGGGGAUGAAUGCAGGAAUAAACAGGAUGAUAAUAAAGGAAAAGGACCUAUAAAAAAAGUUUGGAAACCCAAACAGAAACAAGUGGAGGUCCCUAAACAGAAACAAGUAAAUGAACUUGAACCAUAUGAAAGGGAAAAUAAGGAGGAACUAGAAGAUGUGCAGGAAUAUGUGGCAUUUGACCAAGGAGAUGGGUUCCAAGAAGUUAGUAAGAAGAAAAGUGCCAGAAAAAUAACAAUAGAUAAGUUGAAUAAGGGGAGUGGAGGGAUACCCCCUACACUGGUCACUACCUCUUUUUGUCAUGAUCAUGAGCUGGAAUAUUAGGGGUCUCAAUAGCCCCAAUAAGCAGUGUGAAGUAAAGAAUUUAGUGAAUAAAUAUGGAGAUACUAUAAUGGGUAUUUAGAAACUAAAAUAAAAAAAGAGGAGGAUGAGAUUAUGAAUAAAAUGUUCAAGGAUUGGGACAAGACAACUAAUGUGAAAUGCCACCCAUUGGGAAGGAUCUGGAUGGCAUGGAAUAAAAGGAAGGUUUAGGU
Molecule: messenger RNA, 1568 nt
Organism: Cuscuta campestris
Lineage: Eukaryota; Viridiplantae; Streptophyta; Magnoliopsida; Solanales; Convolvulaceae
Source: the annotation of a GenBank genome assembly